GCUACAGGGAUCAUUCGUUGAAGUAAAUUCCUACGAAGUUAACGAUGCCUGAUCCAGUGAAAGCACCGAAGAAGGGCUCAAAGAAAGCCGUCUCUAAGAGCGUCACCAAGACCGGCAAGAAGAAGAGAAAGACCAGGAAGGAGAGCUACGCCAUCUACGUGUACAAAGUGCUGAAGCAGGUCCACCCCGACACCGGCAUCUCCUCCAAGGCCAUGCUGAUCAUGAACUCCUUUGUGAGCGACAUCUUCGAGCGCAUCGCCGGUGAGUCCUCCCGCCUGGCUCACUACAACAAGCGCUCCACCAUCACCUCCAGGGAGAUCCAGACCGCCGUCCGCCUGCUGCUGCCCGGGGAGCUGGCCAAGCACGCCGUGUCUGAGGGCACCAAGGCCGUCACCAAGUACACCAGCUCCAAGUAAACCCGCUGUUCAUCCCAACAACACAAAGGCCCUUUUCAGGGCCGCCCACUGCCUCAACUAAGAGCUGAUUUCUCAAUCAAUCAAAUAAUGAUACUCGAUAACUCAAUUUUCUUUAAGCAAUUUAAUAGCCAAAUGACGUGUAUGUGUGUGUACCAGCUUUCUCUAUUGGGGGGGGGGGGGCUGCAUAAUUGUCCUUCAGGAGCCAUUCUCUUAACUUGUUUUACAAUCGACAUUUUGUAGUCAUAAUUGUGUAUACUAUAACUUGUGUUGUGAAUCUAUAUUAUAUGCAUGUUUGAACUUCCCCUAUUGCUCUCCCCCCAGGUUUUAUUUUUUUUUUAAAUCAAGGGUGUCAUAUUAUACAGACUGGAAGCCUUUUGAGGCGAUUUGUGACAUUGGGCUGUUUAAAUAAAUUUACUUGACUAAUGUAUGUUAGUGUAACAUCAUUACACAAACAUUGUUUUUGGUGUGCAUUGAUCCUCAAGACAAUGUAGUGAAUUAUCCCAUCAAUGCAUACAUUAAUCAUCACUAAUAUGAUUGCACAGACAGUGACUUGAGGUUCCUGAGUCCUAAACCUUACCAGUUUAUGAAAGACAGGCAAUGUGCAUUAUUGCCUAAUUUCUACACAUUCAAAAUAGAAAUGUAUUUUGUCUAACUUACACAGCUCUUUCCUUCAUCUCCAGUGGCCCAUGGUCUGCCUGGUAGGUGUUUAGGGCAUUUUGCAGGGAGUACAGGUUCAGGCAGACAGGCUCAAGGCCUGGAUGAAGAGUCCUGCACCUUCAGGAAGCUCUCCACGUCUAUUCUGAACCUGUUGGAGUAUGUAUUAGAAAGUGUUUUAGUGCUAGACAUCUAAUACUCGACUGGUUGUGUGUUCAUACUUUUAAUGAUCAUCGUGGACAAUGCAUUUGUUUGCUUUUACAUACAGCAUUAAAGUCUUUGCAGCAGACAUUCAUCCUCUGUGGGCAUUGUCCUGCGUUCUCCACAGCUGCACCUGUACAAUACAGUUUAAUUCAGUGUGACUAAAGAUGUUGUCAAUCAUUUGAGUUGUCAGUUACAUAAAUAAAGGUGAUCUGAUCUGUUUAAAGCAUA
This is a messenger RNA of Siniperca chuatsi (mandarin fish), 1502 nucleotides long. Its product is annotated as histone H2B 1/2-like. The transcript has a single exon. NCBI's taxonomy places the organism in Eukaryota, Metazoa, Chordata, Actinopteri, Centrarchiformes, Sinipercidae. The coding region runs from base 45 to 416 and encodes 123 amino acids. Gene Ontology annotation, cellular component: nucleosome. Gene Ontology annotation, molecular function: protein heterodimerization activity; structural constituent of chromatin; DNA binding. The record is from RefSeq and is a predicted model, not a curated record.